Molecule: messenger RNA, 2774 nt
Organism: Neoarius graeffei (lesser salmon catfish)
Lineage: Eukaryota; Metazoa; Chordata; Actinopteri; Siluriformes; Ariidae
Product: proton-coupled zinc antiporter SLC30A1-like
Exons: 2
Coding region: 310-1773 (487 amino acids)
Biological process (GO): zinc ion transmembrane transport; detoxification of zinc ion; intracellular zinc ion homeostasis
Cellular component (GO): endoplasmic reticulum; Golgi apparatus; membrane
Molecular function (GO): zinc ion transmembrane transporter activity; calcium channel inhibitor activity
Source: RefSeq, a predicted model, not a curated record
AUCUGAAUCUGUCUUGAGUCGUGUGGAGACAUUACGGGAAUCUACAGUUCGGGUGGAAACGUUACGGGAAUCUGUGUUGGUUCGUGUGGAAACUUUGCCGGUCCGGGUGCAAAGUUUGAACUCCGUCUGCAAAACGCGGCUCGGUGAUUUUCACCCCUCCCUCUGUCACGAUUCACUCGAACAAGGCACGAGCCGUCUCGGGUUGUGUUCGGAACUGAGCGGAACCUCGUGUGACUGGGUGAAUCUGCUGUCCGGUGCCGGUUCGUGUGCUGUGUUGUCGCUGAGGAGCUCUCGCCCGCGGAGGAAACCAUGGCUUGUGAACCCAACCGCGCCCGUUUGCUGUGCAUGCUGUCGUUAACGUUCAGUUUUUUCGUGGUCGAGGUGGUAGUGAGCCAGCUCACGUCGUCGCUCGCGAUGCUCUCGGACUCUUUCCACAUGCUGUCGGACGUGAUGGCGCUGAUCGUGGCGCUGGUGGCGGUGCGUUUCUCCGAGCGCACGCAGUCCACCAAGAAGAACACGUUCGGCUGGAUCCGCGCCGAGGUGAUGGGCGCCCUCGUCAACGCCGUGUUCCUCACCGCGCUCUGCUUCACCAUCGUGCUCGAGGCUAUCGAGCGCUUCACUGAGCCGCACGAGAUCGAGAACCCGAUCGUGGUGAUCACCGUCGGGGUCGCGGGGCUCGUGGUGAACCUGCUGGGGCUGUGUCUCUUCCACGGCCACGCGCACUCACACAGCCACGGCAAGACGAGCAAGAGCGAGACGUCCACUGACUGCGGAUCUGCUGGAGAGGAGACCAACAACCUGGUCACCAAAGCUCACGGGAGGAACAGCCCGAACGGCGUGAACCCCGACAGCAGGGGAGCAGCUGAGUUAUCAACUGUGCAGCUGAAUGAUGAGCUGGAUCACGAGCACGACCUUGAGCAGGAGCAUGAUGAGUCCUCAGCGUCCCAGCUGAACAUGCGUGGUGUUUUCCUUCAUGUUCUGGGUGAUGCUCUUGGCUCUGUCAUCGUCGUGGUCAGCGCUAUCAUCUUCACCUUUGUAUGGCGCCCGUGUGAGCCCGGUGUUCCCUGCAAGAACCCGUGCAGUACCAACACACACUGCAGUGACCACUAUCACCUUAACCACACACUUGUGGGUUUUGGCGAGGAAGAACUCAGCAACACGAGCACCCCAUUCUCCAUAGCCGGGCCCUGCUGGGUGCUGUACCUGGACCCGACUCUGUGCCUCAUCAUGGUCUGCAUUCUUCUGUACACGACGUACCCACUCCUGAAGGAGUCAGCGCUUAUCCUGCUGCAGACUGUCCCCAAACAGUUCGAUGUGAGUCUCCUAAGCACUCGUCUGCACCAGAUCGAUGGUGUUCUGGCUGUGCACGAGCUCCACAUCUGGCAGCUUGCCGGGAGUCGCUUCAUCGCCACGGCACACAUCAAAUGCCGAGACCCCACCUCUUAUAUGAGUGUGGCCAAGCGCGUGAAGGCCUUCUUUCAUAAUGAAGGCAUCCACGCCACCACCAUCCAGCCUGAGUUCGUCGUGGUGAGCUCUGAGUCACACGCCUCACUCUGUGAGCUCUCGUGCCGCACACAGUGCGCCACUAAACUCUGCUGUCAAAAUGCCAAAGCCCCCGACAACAAAAACACAGGUAUGGAGAGCGAGAGUGAAGCUGAACCCCCUGCCUCCACCACUCUAGAGGUCAUCAGUGAGUCUCUGGAAAGUGAGCCUAAAGUUCAAGUGGCUUCAAAGGACGUGGCCAUCCCCAGUGAGGUGGAGUCGUCUUUAUAAGGACGAUUGAGUACAAAGAAUACAUUAAUAAAGACACCAGAAAACAUAUAUCUAUCUAAAAGGUCCCGUAUAGUUGAUGAAUUCGAAAAUCAGAGCCAUUUGAGACAAAGAAGGAUGCACCGAUUCAAUACUGAGCAUGCCAUGGAAUUUGUGCAUUUAAAUCCCAAAGCAGGAAGAAAGGGAGGAGAAAAGUGAAGCCGAGAAGUGUUGCAGAAUCAGAAGAAGCACUUUUAAGAGACUUUGUGAAGACAGUGAGUGGAAGCUUGUGGAGAUCAGGGAUCGACUGCAAGGAGCUUCAUAUCACAAACGAAUCUUAGGCUGAUGAAGGAAAUUGAAGCUUUGUCUGCUUGACUGUAUUCUGUGAACUUUGUGUGUCAUACUGAAACCUCUGUGGGAUUAGGAAAUCCCCCUGCACUUGCUGCUUCAGCUGAUUAGAGACCGGAGUGUUUCAGAUAACAAAGUUAUCUCUUGCAUGUGUAAACAAACUGUGGGAUUAUGAGUAAAGAAAUAUAUUUAGCAUGUAUUGCAGAGGAAGAAGUAUAUUUAGUCUGUCUUACAAAAGAUGUUAAAGUUAAAUGAAGAAUAUUUCCAUUCCUUUUCAUUGACACUUGCUGAUGUUAUAAGGAUGUUCUCUGGUUUAUGAUUUAUUUUUGGCUUGGCUCAUUAACUAUCAAAGACACAUGGUAAACCCCAGUAGGUUUUGGUUUGCCUCGGGGGUUAGGAUGCUUAGAACUCAGGUUCUUGUAAUCCACAUUUUUAAAGGCAGGCUAUAUUGUAGAAUCCUUUUUGCUGACAAUUUAUCGGUCAAUCAUUUUUUGCACUCCGAUAUGAUGCCUAGUUUCUCACGGGUUUACUGUUGAUAGAAUUGUUCAUUGUAGCCAUUUUUAUUUCAUUGUUUUUACUACUGUUUCAGAUUAAUUUUGUACUCAAAGAUUACACUGACUGCUUUAUGUACUUUAAAUAAACCAAAACCCUUUAAGGGUGAGUCAUUAAAAGACAAA